Drosophila virilis is the source of this 3253-nucleotide messenger RNA. RefSeq names its product TIA1 cytotoxic granule associated RNA binding protein Rox8 (gene Rox8). Gene Ontology annotation, molecular function: RNA binding. Lineage: Eukaryota; Metazoa; Arthropoda; Insecta; Diptera; Drosophilidae. The record is from RefSeq and is a predicted model, not a curated record.
UGUUUCUGGACACUUUGUGGAAUUGCCGCCAUUGAAACAAGACAAUUAAACCGAGUUGGCAGCACUUACUCUACACACAAAGUGCUCAUUUAAUUAGUUCGCAUUUUAGACGACGAAAGUGAUUCCGGUCAUCGACUACGAAUCCAACCAAUCAUCUGGCGAACUUUCACUUCAGCAAGUGUUUUCAUAUAAAUACAUACAAUUUUGUACCAGAAAUGAGCAGAAAUUCGGUUGAUAUACAUGCAAGCUAUCAACCGCAGCACUGAGAUAACAUAUAUAUUUUCUACAACAAAAACGUUUGGUCUAGAGUAAUAUUUAAAUUAAGCUCGAGCUCUAAUGUACAACUCUCAAGGAGUAUGUAGACAACAAUAACAACAAGCUAGAGGGCACAUCAAUAUAUUCCAAAACACUCCAUUAGCGCAUAGUUAGAAUAUAUAUUAAAGAAAUUUAUCGAGAACAACAGCAACAGAAACAACAACAGCGAAAGCGAAAGCAAUAAACGACGAACCUCAGCGUUAAGCAAAAAGAUUUACUAUUAAAAAAAUAUAUCUAGAACUAUAUACACUGAUAUAUUUAAAUAUAGAGUAGUUGUAUAGUCCACAAUCGGAAUCGGAAUCGGUAUUCAAAAUUGUUUUGAACAGAGAGAAGAAAAUUUAUAACAGAAGAAAAAAAGAAUUAGAAAAGUUUUCGUUGUUUUAGUCAUUAACUGAAGUCUUAGUUGUUCAAGUUGAACGAUAUAUAUAAUAUAUAUAUAUACAUUUUGUAUAUGAUUGUGAACGUGCGUGCAUUGCAUUUUUAUAUCAAAACAAAAUAGUUAGAUAUCGCAGGCAUCUAGUUUUUUCUGAUAACAGUGUUUUUGUAUUGAUGUGGACAUUAGUUGUAGAUUAGUUAAUACAACGCAUCCAAAGGACGACAACAGCAGCAACAAGAGAGGCAGCAGCACCAGAAGCAAUAGGUAAAAACCAAAUCAAUCGAAAACAUCAGGAUCAUCAGCAGCUUGCAUCUGGCAAACAUGGACGAGUCGCAGCCAAAGACAUUGUAUGUGGGCAAUCUGGAUGGCUCGGUUUCGGAGGAUCUGCUGAUCGCGCUGUUUGGCAAAAUGGGUCCAGUUAAGAGCUGUAAAAUCAUACGGGAACCAGGCAAUGAUCCCUAUGCCUUCAUCGAAUAUUCCAAUUAUCAGGCGGCCAGCACCGCCCUGACGGCCAUGAACAAACGUGUUUUUCUCGACAAAGAGAUCAAGGUCAACUGGGCCACUAGUCCGGGCAACACGCCCAAGACAGACAUCAGUUCGCACCAUCACAUAUUUGUAGGAGACCUUAGUCCAGAAAUUGAGACGGAGACACUGCGCGAGGCGUUCGCGCCAUUUGGCGAGAUAUCAAACUGUCGCAUUGUGCGCGAUCCACAGACCAUGAAAUCGAAGGGCUAUGCCUUUGUGUCAUUUGUUAAGAAGGCCGAAGCUGAGAAUGCUAUUCAGGCAAUGAACGGCCAAUGGAUUGGUUCACGUUCUAUACGCACGAAUUGGUCAACGCGCAAAUUGCCACCUCCGCGGGAAUCGUCCAAAUCGGGUGGCCAAGGUGGCGGCAUGGGUGGCAUGGGCGGCGGCGGCGGCGCCGGUAAUGGCAUUAAGAACCAACGACACACCUUUGAGGAGGUGUACAAUCAAUCGAGUCCCACAAACACCACCGUUUACUGUGGCGGCUUUCCGCCCAAUGUCAUCAGCGAUGAACUGAUGCAUAAGCAUUUCAUGCAAUUUGGCCCCAUACAGGAUGUACGCGUUUUCAAGGACAAGGGCUUCGCGUUCAUUAAAUUCGUUUCAAAAGAAGCAGCGGCCCGCGCCAUAGAACAUACGCACAACAGCGAGGUGCACGGCAAUCAUGUCAAGUGCUUCUGGGGCAAGGAAAACGGCGGCGAUAAUUCGGCCAACAAUGCAGCCGUUGCGGCGGCUGCCUCUGCAAAUGUGGCAGCUGUUGCGGCAGCCAAUGCAGCCGCUGCUGCGGGUGCUGCCGGCAUGCCUGGACAAAUGAUGACGCAGCAACAGAUCGCUGCAGCCACUGGGGCUGCGUUACCCGGCCAAAUGAUGACGCCCCAACAGAUAGCUGCUGCUACGGCGGCGGCGCAGGCGCAGUAUCCCUAUGCGGCAGCAUACCAGCAAAUGGGCUACUGGUACCCACCGGCGCAGAGCUAUCCGGCCCAGAUGCAAACGCAGUACAUGCAGCAGGGCUAUUAUCCUUACGCCUACGCCACUAGUGCUCAACAAGCGGGAGGCGUUCCUGCCGGGUACCGUGUGAUGCCGCCAAAUAUGGCAUGGGGAGUGCCAGGCGCCACUGUGGUGCCAGGCGUGUCUGCCGCUGCCAGCGCGGCUGCUGCCGCGAACGGUUCACUUGCCCCACAGAUGAUGUACAGCGCUGCGAUGCCACAAUAUCAAACCCAAUGAGCGGAGACGUGACGCCUGCUUCGACGCCGUCUGCAAUAUCCAGACAGCCGCUGCAACCAACGACCACAUCCGCAUCAGCGUCCGCAACAGCAAAAACAACAACAAUUACAACAAAAACAACAACAACAACAGACCAAAAACGUGUUCGAGUCUGAGUCAACAGCAGGCACCGAUGACAACAACAACAAUAAUAACCGAAGCAGCAGAACAAACUGCGACAACUGAAUCUUAACUUAAUGUUUGAGUUCCAAUCGUUUCUGGGCCCAACAUUGUGUUGGUUUAGUUUGUCUGGCUGUGCGCUAGUUUUUGUCAUCAAUUGCCCUUUGUUUAUGCAGAUAUGCAGACAUGAUGUGCGUUUAGCAAAAGUAAAAUGCAGCUGGUCGGAGCAAAGCGUUGAACUAAAAGUUGAAUCGUGCGCAGCGAAGCUCUGGGCGACGGGCGGGUAGCUGUAACAAUCUAAUCCAAUCUAAGUACAUGUUAAAAUAAUUUAAUAAUUUGUAAUUUAAGGCAGAUAUAGGCGUAUACAAGAAACGAAAACAAACACAAAAACAAAAACAAAACAAGUAACGUUUAAACAACAUCAACAAUUGAAUAAAAUAAAACAAACAAAAGCAAAAACAAAAACAAUCGAUCGUGACAAAGCAAAUUGUAAUUGUGGAUUUGCAAUUAACGUUUAAAUAUUGUGCGUCUCAACUGAGAAGGCAAACAAAUGCAAAUUAAACAGGCCGAAAAUAAAAGCAUAAACAAAUUUAGGAUUUAAGCGAUUGUAAAUGCGAGCAUAUAUUCAUAAUUGCGAUAUGUGAAUUAUGUAUGUAAAAA